Diuraphis noxia (Russian wheat aphid) is the source of this 627-nucleotide messenger RNA. RefSeq names its product THAP domain-containing protein 2-like. NCBI's taxonomy places the organism in Eukaryota, Metazoa, Arthropoda, Insecta, Hemiptera, Aphididae. The record is from RefSeq and is a predicted model, not a curated record.
AUGUCGUGUUCUGCUGUAAAUUGUACUAAUCGCAAUACUCAGGGUAUACGUUUGUUCCGGUUUCCAGCACAACAAGACCGUAAAAAAAUAUGGAUUAUUAAUUGCAGAAGAGGUCAAUGGAACCCCACAGAAUCCGCUCGUCUCUGUGAAGUUCAUUUUGAGGAGAAUCAAUUUGAAAAGAAUAGAAAUGAUGGCUGGGUUAAAUUAAAAUGGGAUGCCAUUCCCACAGUUUUUAACGUCCCAAAUCCACCAAAAAGGAUGAUGACAACUAGAAAAUCAAAGUAUAAGAUACCUGUUACUGUUGAAGACAAUGUUUCCUGCCAGAUUGCAGAUACUGUUUCUAUCAAUGCAGAUACUUCAAAAGACAUAAACAAUUCAAAUGUAGAAUCUUGUAUUAAUUGCCAUGAGUAUAUCAAUGAAAUUGCUGAACUAAAAAAACAAGUCGAAACAUUGAAAAAAGAAACUGCUGAAAAGGAAAUUGCUUUGAAGCAAUUUUUAACUGAACAGCAAAUAAAUGUUCUUUCUAACAAAACAAAUGUACAGCAAUGGGAUAAUGAAACAAUUAUGAAAUCAUUAAAAAUUCCUUUUGCUGUUGGUGUUCAUGGAUUUCAAUAUUUAACCCAUUAA